AAGGCCUUCCUUCUCUGUCUCACCACAAGACAACCAUUUCCCGACAUCCACAAUCCCCCCCUCCAGAAUCGAGCCUCCACGCCUCCACCUCUAUCCAUUCGCACUGCGCAUUCUGCUUCUUCAAAUCCUGAUCAAUCCUCCUGGCCUCCUUGACGAUUCUGUCAACAUGCGCUUCACUUCACAAGCCGCUCUCGCCCUACUAUCCUUACUUCACCUUACAUCUGCCCUUCCUCUCGACACCGCACCGCGACAGAAUGCGCCUCGACGCGCAAAAAACUACUCGAUCGUGAACGUCGACGGCGGAUCUGCGACUCCCGUCGUGACUGUUAUUCAGACAGUGGUGGAAUCAGAACCGGCCCCAACCCCAACAGUCGUCGCAUCGACCUCCUGCAUACCCACCAAGUCCAGCUCGACCUCGACAUGGGGAAAACCCUUCACUCUCCCUCCAUACUCCGACGCCACACCGUCUACCACCUCCACAAAGUUGAAGAGCUCUUCAUCCACAUGGGGAAAGCCCUUCACGCUAUCGCCCUACUCAGAAGCCACCCCGUCUACCACCUCCACCAAGUCGAAGAGCUCUUCGACAUCCACGUGGGGUAAGCCCUUCACGCUACCACCCUACUCAGAAGCGAACCCGACCGCUUCGUCGACAUCUUGGGUCCUCCUCAAUACCUCUUCUACCUCCGUGACGCCCUGCGAAUCGAUGUCCUCAACCACAGCCGCAGGACCUUCAGUGGUGACCGUUACAGUCGAGGCCUCUGAAGCCGCCACCUCAUACUACGACAACGGACUGUGGCACACCAGAUACCCCAUCCGCACCUCCUUGAACGUGGUCACUCAGGCCGCGAGCUCUGCCUCACCCACCUCGACGGUAGAAGGCCCGCGGCUAGAACACUACGUCGGCAGCGGUGUUUGGGAGACACUCUACCCUCCCCCCUCUUCGACGCUUUCGGAGACACCCACAAAGUUCGUUACGACAGGCGCGUUCCCGACGCUGAAUCCGACGGCGGCGGCGUACAACCAUACGCAGAUUCCGGCCUGAGGAAUGACUGAAGAUGCUUCAUGCGAUUGGCGAUUGGAAAUUUGAAUUUGAACUUGAUUAGCACGUUUUGCGAGCGAGCAUUAAGACGACACGACUCUGAUUCUUAUACCAAUUUAAGAUUGGGCUUUUUUUGUUAUGAACGGAUGGCUUUAUGGGAUGGGAAUUUGGUAACGGCCGGAUACACGGGAAAACGGGUACAGAAUGACUGGGAUAUGGGCAUUGGGAUGGAGUACUUGUAUACAAUUUUGAUGCAUGGCACAUGGU
Messenger RNA from Mytilinidion resinicola, 1306 nucleotides. RefSeq lists its product as uncharacterized. The record is from RefSeq and is a predicted model, not a curated record. NCBI's taxonomy places the organism in Eukaryota, Fungi, Ascomycota, Dothideomycetes, Mytilinidiales, Mytilinidiaceae. The coding region runs from base 167 to 1042 and encodes 291 amino acids. The transcript has a single exon.